Messenger RNA from Pseudo-nitzschia multistriata, 1904 nucleotides. NCBI's taxonomy places the organism in Eukaryota, Bacillariophyta, Bacillariophyceae, Bacillariales, Bacillariaceae. The record is from the annotation of a GenBank genome assembly.
UUCAAGUUUCAAAUCAUUGCAACCGACAACAACAACAACAACAAUAAAAUCUACCGUACAGGACAAAGACAACACUCGAACAAGUGACCAAAGCAAAAACCAUUACAUUGCCAUGGUCUUCGUAUAUCUUUCCAAGCCAUCUGCAUCUCGCCAGUGGCCCUCGAUGCAUACCAUCGUUGCCCUGCUAGGUUGUUGCCUGGUUCUCUUGUCUUCUUUGUCUUCCACCGCAUCUGCGGAAUUCGUCACCCUUACCGACGAGACCUUCGAGCACCAGACGCAGGCUUCUACGGGUAUGACGACCGGGAGCUGGCUAGUCUUGUUUGGCAUCCCGAACUGCAGCAACUGCGAAUCGCUCAAGCCGGUCCUCGCCGAGCUCGGAUCCGACGAGGAGCUAUACGAACGCGGGAUCCUGACCGCAUCGGUGGACUGCUCGGAAAAGGGCAGCGGUGUGUGCUUUCGGUUUUCCGCCACCCGGCUACCGGUGCUGGUAUACCUGCACAAGAAGCGCAUGUAUCGAUACCCGCUGUUCCGCGACGUCGACAACGAAUUCCGGACCCUCCCCACGGCAAGCGACCUGAAAUACUUUAUGGAGACCGGGUUUGUGGAGGCCGGAGCAGAGGCCAUCCCCGAACCCCCGUCCGCACUGGAGGCCCUGAUGAAACCAAUAAUGGCGAUCUACGAAAACAACCCCCUAGCCGGCUACGCUAUCUUCGGAAUGGCGGGCAUGAUGGGAUUUACGAUUCUGGUCCUGGUGGCAACUCUGAUCAAGAGUGCCAUGGGAGGCGGUGAAACGGCCAAGCCGAAACGAAAAUCGUCCAAAAAGAACAAGUAAACAAUACAGAAUAAAAAUACAUUAAGCUAAUAUUAUGACGAGGACUGAACAAAGUGGACGGAAGCAUGGUGUGAUUUCUUUCAUGGAUAUGAAGGUUGCGUGAAUUAAAAACAUUACUAAUCUAUCUAUAUUCAAUGCGCUUGCUUGCUGGCAUUGGUUCGCAAUCGUAUCAUAUGGUGUGGGUUGCCGGGUACGUACCGUCCUUCUUCGUACCUCUUGUCCCUUUUUUUGGUAAUCCCGCCGCGCUCACAACACAGCAAACAGGAUUUCAUCAUUGAUCCUUCGUCUUUUGGUCGGAGGAGGAUGGACUGCGCGAUGCUUCUGUUUUUUCUUCUACCAGGGCUUUUACCACCGUCUGCAUCGUCAUUCCCUGCAAUCCCCAGGCCACAAAGAGAUUCGCGUGUUGAAUGGCGUUCGCCACCCCCAGCGACAAGCCAAAAUUGAACACCAGGACCGGGUAAAGGGGCAGCAGAAAGGCAUUCAUGAUAAAGCCCACAAGGCCCCUGUUCUUGACCGCGUUCGUGAUGACCGGGUGCUCCACCAGAUACAAAAAGGCCAUGAAAUAAAAGGUGCAAGGGGUCUGAGUGAUCCCCGCGAGGAAAAUGUCGCAAACCGGCCGUUGGAAGGACGAGAAUCCCAAGAUCCAGGCAAUUGUGCCGAUGGAUCCAUAGAGACACCAGUAGGUGUCCGUGAGGAGGGGCAUGCUUUUCAGGAGUGGUGGGCAGUUGGACCGGGGCUGAAAAAUCCGUAGGCACUCGUUUCCGAUCAUCCCCAUCGUCAUAGGGGCCAGGUAGACGCCCCCAACGCAUACCGUCCAAAGAACCCGAAAAAGGUUCGUGUUUCGGGAAUCCACGGUGAGAAAGAAGUGGUGACCAAGGCCCCCGGCGAACGUCGAUGUCGCGUACAGCACGAGCAUCAGCGCGGAAAGCUUUGACAGCUUGGCGGCGACCUGCGUCUCUGCGCGGUUCGAUGUCCUAAGGAUCCAAAAUGCUAUGGCCAAUGUCAUUGCCGCAAUGGCAUAGUCGGUCCCGUAGGUCAGCACAGUGUUGUCGAAUAAGGAGAUGCUUGCAUC